CUGUCCGAUUCAUGUGUCCAUCUGAUCCCUCCUCUUCCUCCGUACGGUAUGGGCAAAGAAUAUUUUGCUCAGUAUUCUCCUGUCCAUGGAGCGGACGACGAGGAUGCGAAGCUUCUCCAUAGGGGUAUAGAAACCGGAUCUCAUUCAAAGUCCCGCUGCCUUCACGUAUCGCUAUGGCUCAUACAUGGUGUACUGAUAUCCACAACGUUUCUCUUUUUCACGCUAUGGGCACGGGCACCUUUGAAGGGUGACAUACUCCUGUACUCUCCAGCAAACGAGGCUAUUGAAUCUAAAGGCAUUGUGAGGUUCAAUGGAAGUUGGGAUCAUCGUUCGGCAUAUCGCGGCAGUCCGUCUCCAGAUCUCGAAGUAGCUUGGGAUAGAGUGACUGCCGAUGGGCGCCUAUUGGCUAUGACGCUCGAACAACUACUCAGAACAGGGGAAGAACCUGCCCAAUUCAUGGCUAGGUUUCCGGAAGAGUACGGCGGAAAUUAUCUGGCGACAGUAGAGGUCAUUCACCAGCUCCAUUGCAUAAACAUGGUUCGCCAAUCCACUUGGGGUGACCAUUACACGGCACACGAUCCUGACUUCGUCCGAUCACCUGACGGAUGGCGCAUCCAUCUUGAUCACUGCGUCGAAAUUCUCAGACAGGUCAUUAUGUGCCGCUCUGAUGUAACAAUAGUUACUUACGAUUGGGUUGAGGGACUCGAUAAUCCUUACCCAAACUUCAACGUUCCUCAUCAAUGUAGGGACCUCGAGAAAAUCUUGGAUUGGGUAGAUGGACACCGUGUUUACGUUCCUCAUUCGACGUUGAUCCGCCAAGAGGGUAAUGUUGACCUUCCUUCCCCCCCUUGAUUGUAUUCUCGACCCAUAGAGGACCCACAGGGAGCAUAGUAUCACACCACGAAUGUAAAAUGUAACCACGAAGACGCAUAACUUUGCUAUAAGUUGAGUUCCAUAGUACUUACAGGCUGUCGCACAAUAAACUGCCCUUCAAUAUCG
This is a messenger RNA of Suillus subaureus, 999 nucleotides long. RefSeq lists its product as uncharacterized. Lineage: Eukaryota; Fungi; Basidiomycota; Agaricomycetes; Boletales; Suillaceae. Bases 49 to 852 code for a protein of 267 amino acids. Gene Ontology annotation, biological process: mycotoxin biosynthetic process. The record is from RefSeq and is a predicted model, not a curated record. The transcript has 5 exons.